This is a messenger RNA of Andrographis paniculata, 1423 nucleotides long. RefSeq names its product heptahelical transmembrane protein 2. Gene Ontology annotation, biological process: response to hormone. Gene Ontology annotation, cellular component: membrane. Lineage: Eukaryota; Viridiplantae; Streptophyta; Magnoliopsida; Lamiales; Acanthaceae. The coding region runs from base 217 to 1308 and encodes 363 amino acids. The record is from RefSeq and is a predicted model, not a curated record. The transcript has 3 exons. Gene Ontology annotation, molecular function: signaling receptor activity.
UUGAAAGCAUCAUUUGCAGAUUUACAAAUAAAUACUUUUUAUGAUUUAGCAUUACAGUUGGGCUUUGAUAGAAGGCGAUCGGAGGGAGGAAAGGAAAUCUUGGUAUUCCGGCGGGAGGCUUGGCCGGAGAAAUAUAGAGAGCUCACAUCAGGUUUCCUUGUCAGGCAGGGGAUAAAUAGCCUUGGAGAGGAUAUUAUUUUGGAUUUUAAAUUGAAUAUGAAGAGGCGGAGCCCUGUGAGGUCGUCGCAGCUGCAGGAGCCGGCGGCGUGCGGUGGCGGUUGCGACGGUGGUGAGGAGAUAAGGAAAUGGAAGAGGAGAACGCUCGUGAAAUACGAGGCGUUGCCGGAUUAUUUGAAGGAUAAUGAAUUCAUUAGGAAGUAUUACAGAUGUGAAUGGCCGCUGAAGGACAUUCUUCUCAGCGUUUUCUCAUUGCACAACGAGACGUUGAACAUUUGGACGCACUUGGUUGGAUUUAUGAUAUUUACGGCGCUGAUGAUAAUGAGUUUGAGUGAGACAAUGAGCAUCGAGAAUGUGAUGGCGACUUUAUUCGGGGACAGAAAUGAUGGAUUGCUCAACCUCAAAAUGAUGAACCAGUCGAACAGCUCCAGCGCUUUCUUUACGGGUUCUUAUGGAGAACAUAUUGCUAGAUCGUCCACCCUGCUUCCAGCAAAACCGCGGGAUUCAAUUCCGAUAUGGCCGUGGCUUGUUUUCUUAGGAGGAGCGAUGAGUUGUUUGAUCUUCAGCUCAGUAUCCCACCUUUUCGCCUGCCACUCUCGUCGCUUCAACCUCUUCUUCUGGCGCUUGGACUACGCCGGCAUCUCCCUCAUGAUCGUCUGCUCCUUCUUUGCCCCAAUAUACUACGCCUUCUCCAACCACCCCUAUUGGCUCGUCGUAUACCUGUCCUUCAUCACUUUACUUGGCAUCCUAGUCGUCAUAACCCUCCUUUCCCCGUCUCUAUCAAGCAGCCGGUUCAGGUUCUUCAGGGCUGCCCUCUUUCUCUGCAUGGGGUUCUCGGGAGUGAUCCCGGCAACUCAUGCAACAAUCCUUUAUUGGGAUCAAUCUCAGAUACUCAUCUCAGUCGUGUAUGAGAUAGUCAUGGGGCUUCUAUACGGCAUUGGGGCAGUUUUUUACGUAACUAGGAUCCCCGAGCGAUGGAAACCGGGUGCAUUCGAUAUUGUAGGCCACAGCCAUCAGAUCUUCCAUGUAUUCGUUGUCGCUGCCGCCCUGGUUCACUGCGCCGCCACCCUCAAUAUCAUGGAAUGGCGACGGGCAUCGACUUACCUUACUCAGAAUUUGCAAGCCUCGUAGUUAACAUUGUGUGAAAUCUAGUCUGAUUUGGUUGGUUUGUAUAUGACAAUGCAUUCAAACCCUAAGAAAAAAAAUGUUGGAUGGUCCCUUGCCAGAGGUGGAGAACUCUUAUCCA